CAGUUUUGACUUUUGAUUUUGACUUUGGUUUUGUGUUGAAGGAAAGUUUUCGAUCACAGAGUGCAUGAGCUGAGCUUACUUACUCUUGAUACACUGCUAGUCUAGUAAGCCAUUUGCAAACAAUGGAGGGCAUGAAGGCGCCUCCAUCUGAGAGCGAGGAUGAUGAGUUCUUCUCUGCUGGUGAAUCGGAUUCGGAGGAGUCGAAAGUUACAGCAACAGAAAGUGAGAUGACAUCAGCUAGCGCUACUGCUGCUUCAGCAAGAAGCACUGAAGAAUCUGAUUGCGAAAGCGAUGGAUUGCCGGAAUGGGAAAGAGUGGAAAGGGCGUCGGCUUUGAAAGAAGAGGGCAAUGACCACUUCAGAACUGGAGCGGCCGAGGCUGCAGUCUUACAAUACAGGGCUGGGUUGAGAAUAUGCCCCAAAUCAGAGGGUGAACUUCGUGCGGCUCUGUACGGAAAUAUGGCUGCCGCCUACGUGAAGCAGGAUGACCAUGAAAGAGCAGUUGAAUGCUGUGAUAAAGCCGUCAAGUACAAAGAGCAUUAUGUCAAAGUCUACAUGAGGCGAGCAGCAUCUCAUGAAAAGCUUGACAAUCUGGAGAAAGCUCUGGCUGAUUACAAAACAGUUCUGGAGUUGGACCCUCGCAAUGGUGUUGCCAUUGACGGAGUGCAGCGGUUACCACCUCUGAUUCAUGAGCAGCAGGAGAAAAUGAAGGCUGAAAUGAUGUCCAAACUCAAAGACCUCGGGAAUGCAGUGCUCAAGCCGUUCGGCCUCUCUACAACCAACUUCCAAUUCAACCAAGAUCCAAAGACAGGCGGCUAUAGUGUAAACUUUCAAAGAUAGCACCGUGGAAACAUCAAAGUCCGCAAGCGUCCUCUAGCAAGAAAUGGAGAAAGACACAGACGCACACGUGUGCAUGCGCACAGACAAGCGGAAAUAGAGGUCAUGGCCUUUCUUCAGGAUUUCAUGCUGAUGGAGAUGGUGAAUUGUGUAAAGAAAUGUAACCUACUACUUGUACAAUAGCCAGCAGAAGCCCAGUGUGGCGGCAGCAAGAUACUAGUAUAGUGUCAAUCCUGGCAAACACGUUGUCCUCAUGAUUUCGUACUACAAACUACCUAUUCUGUUUAUAUCUACUUUUACUCGGGCCAACAUAGCAAACACAACUAAGUUUGUUUUUAUAUUCCUUUCCAAAAUACAUGUGCCAUGAUUUUAAUUCGUUUCCAUGAAACUUCUAACAUAUGAUGGCAUGCAAACUUCACCCACAUGAAAAAUACUUUUUUAAAGCUUAAAAAGUGCAAAUGACAGUACUUUCUCCAUCAAAAGCAUACUAGGUCACCAUUUUAUACUCAAUCCUGAAAGGUUCUUUUCAAUGA
This is a messenger RNA of Sycon ciliatum, 1369 nucleotides long. Its product is annotated as tetratricopeptide repeat protein 1-like. Bases 123 to 839 code for a protein of 238 amino acids. The transcript is spliced from 8 exons. The record is from RefSeq and is a predicted model, not a curated record. NCBI's taxonomy places the organism in Eukaryota, Metazoa, Porifera, Calcarea, Leucosolenida, Sycettidae. Gene Ontology annotation, molecular function: protein binding.